This is a messenger RNA of Osmia bicornis bicornis, 8976 nucleotides long. RefSeq names its product disintegrin and metalloproteinase domain-containing protein 10 (gene kuz). The coding region runs from base 824 to 3532 and encodes 902 amino acids. Gene Ontology annotation, molecular function: metalloendopeptidase activity. The transcript has 15 exons. Lineage: Eukaryota; Metazoa; Arthropoda; Insecta; Hymenoptera; Megachilidae. Gene Ontology annotation, biological process: Notch signaling pathway; membrane protein ectodomain proteolysis. The record is from RefSeq and is a predicted model, not a curated record. Gene Ontology annotation, cellular component: plasma membrane.
GAGCGCCAUGAUUGUGACAGGGAAGUCGUCGUUUCAGCGGUGGUAGGACUGCCAGUGACGACGGUGGCAACUGGCCGACGUCGUGUGUGUGUUUUGUUGCUGCUGCGAUGCGUCUGCUAAAUCUCGAGUCGUCUCGUAAAAGAGUGUGAGAAAAAGAGCGGUCAGCUGUUACGACGCCAGGCCAGACAGCGCGGCCAAACGAACGGCACAGAUCAAUUACAUCGCGGAGGAGGAUACGCGGAUCGAAGGAGACGAAUAUCGUGCGACAGGAAAGAAGGUUACGAGGGGCGGAUCGUUGGUGGUAAGGACCGUCCGCGUGAAAGUGAUGAAUAUCGGUGGAAAAACGAUGGCGUAAGCUUUGUCAACCCUGAGCCGAGACGUGUCGUGUGUCGUGUGCCGUGGCCGUCCGUCAUAAUUCAGCUGCUUCUUUUUUCUACAAAAGCUUAUGACUCGGCUGCCCCGAAGAAGUUGCGCGCGCGAACAACGGAACGCGUUUACAACGUAACGUCAGUGAAAACACAAUCCAGUGUGUGCUGUGCUAUCCCAGUUGCUACGCGGUCUGAGUGGCGAAUAUACUCGCGAUAUCGGUUCAUCUUUGAUCGCCGAGCAUCACGGCAACCCAGUAACGCGUAUAUACGUGCCAACGUUAUUUUGACCGACCGUGAGAUCGGCUUUUCCGUUGUCCUCUGCGGUGACUACCGUUCGAAACCGCUACUUCCUCGCGUCGUCGCGUUGUUGUUUUGUUUUGUUUAUUGUUGUUCGCGCGUAUUCGCGAGGUGGUGCCAAUACCUGGACAACGGCUUCUCACGGGGAGAGAGAGAAUAUGGUUACGAUGAUCAGUGAUACGUGUGGAUAUGUUCUCUUUCUGCUGUUGCUGUUGCUGGUUCCUUACAUCGAGAGUGCUCGUCGAUUGAACGAAUAUAUCCGCCACUACGAACCACUCUCCUAUCCCACCGAAGAGGUCCACAGAGGUCACCUGAGGGCCAAGAGGUCGGUUACCCGCGACAAUUCCGUGACUCUGAAGUUUCGCUCGCACGGAAGGGACUUUCAUAUUCGGCUGAAGAGGGAUUUGGCCACAUUUAGUAAUAACUUAAUCAUCGAGGGUCCUUCCGGACAAACGGAGGACCUUGACACAUCGCAAAUUUAUCAGGGCCACUUAGUUGGUGAGCCUGGCAGCCAUGUGUUUGGAAGCAUCAGCGACGGUGUUUUCCAUGGUAAAAUCAUUUCACCCCGCAGUGGCGCGUGGUACGUGGAAAGGGCGCAUUAUUACUUUCCACCACACCAGAUAAAUGACACGUUACAUUCUGUGAUCUAUCACGAUAAUGAUGUCGGCGACCCCUACUCGCAUCUUCGAAAAGGAGAAACGAGUGGCUGUGGCAUCACGAACGACGUAGUGGAAUGGAUGGAGAGAAUUCAAAAUUCUGCUGAAUUGGACGUCCCUCCUCUGUUAACCGCGAAUGGUAAGAAACCUAAGCCAUCAGUGAAACCAUGGAAUGGCGAUCCGGAAUCACCCGGUCACAAAUACUCUCGAGAGGCUAACGAAGCUGGUCAUCGGAGAACGCGGAGGGCAACCAGACCGAAAGAGGAUAACAAGAAUACAUGUUCCCUCUUCAUCCAGACCGAUCCUCUCAUAUGGAGACACAUAUCCGAACAGCUGCAUCACGAUGCCGAGAAGACCAGGGAGGAGAUCCUGUCUCUGAUCGCGCAUCACGUCACUGCCGUUAACUAUAUCUACAGGGACACCAGGUUCGAUGGUCGGAUCAAGCACAGAAAUAUUAAAUUUGAAGUGCAACGGAUAAAGAUCGACGACGACACAGCCUGCACACCGCAGCAGACGUACGGUGAACCGAAUCCAUUUUGCAUGGAAAAUAUCGACGUUAGCAACUUUUUAAAUUUACACUCGCUCGGCAACCACGAAGACUUCUGCCUUGCCUACGUGUUCACCUACAGAGAUUUCACUGGAGGUACCCUCGGACUUGCCUGGGUAGCUUCAGCUUCCGGUGCAUCCGGUGGCAUUUGCGAAAAAUACAAAACAUACACAGAAACAGUGGGAGGAAUGUAUCAAUCCACCAAAAGAUCCCUUAACACAGGAAUUAUUACUUUCGUGAAUUACAACAGCAGAGUACCACCAAAGGUGUCGCAAUUAACAUUGGCCCAUGAAAUUGGACAUAAUUUUGGAUCACCUCAUGAUUUCCCACCUGAAUGUAGACCAGGUGGUUUACACGGAAAUUAUAUUAUGUUUGCGUCAGCAACCAGCGGAGAUCGGCCAAAUAACAGUAAAUUCUCAAAAUGCAGUAUCGGUAAUAUCAGUAACGUGUUAGAUGCUAUUGAAGAUAACAAAAAAAGAAAUUGUUUCACUGCAUCUGCUGGAGCGUUCUGCGGUAACAAGAUCGUCGAAGCCGGAGAGGAAUGCGAUUGUGGGUACGACGACGACGAGUGCGUGGACAAGUGUUGUUAUCCCAGACAAGUAUCCGAAUUGGACAAGAUAAAGAACGAAACAGCAAAAGGUUGCACCAGGAAAUUCGGAACACAAUGCAGUCCCAGUCAAGGACCUUGUUGUUCGAGCGAAUCUUGCCAAUUCGUACCCCUCUCGAAGAGUGUUCAGUGUAAGGCUGAAUCGGAUUGUAGUUAUAAUUCAACUUGCAAUGGACGGUCUUCUGAAUGUCCUCCGCCAUUGCCGAGAGCUAACAAAACUAGGUGUAACGAGGGGACACAGUUGUGUAUCAAUGGCGAGUGUACAGGAUCGAUUUGUCUGGAAUGGAAUUUAACCGAAUGCUUUUUAACGAGUAACGUUAUCCCGAACAUCGAUAAACGUAAAUUAUGUGAAUUAGCCUGCCAAAAUGGUACCGAUCCAUCUACCUGUCGUAGUACCAGCGAAUUUGCUCACGUUGUUGGUUUACCUGAUGGGGGGAUUAGCCUUCGUCCUGGAUCACCCUGUGAUAAUUUUCAGGGAUAUUGUGAUGUCUUUUUGAAGUGCCGAGCAGUCGAUGCGGAAGGACCGUUAGCCAGAUUGAAGAAUCUUUUGUUUAAUAAGGAAACAUUGCUUACGGUAGCGCAAUGGGUGACUGAAUUCUGGUGGGCGGUGUUGCUCAUGGGGAUAGCGUUCAUCAUUUUCAUGGGAUUGUUCAUCAAAUGCUGUGCCGUUCACACUCCUUCUAGUAAUCCUAAGAAACCUCCAGCGAGACGUAUUAGUGAUACUCUUAGAAGACCUAUGAAUACGUUAAGAAGAAUGCGACAUCCACAUGGGGGAGGUGGUGCUGGACCCAGAAGUAUACCUCCCAGGUCAGUUCCAGGAGGCCACAAUGGUACUCGAGGGCCGUCGCAUGGUUAUGGAGAAGGUAGAGGUGCUCAGUAUUAUCCAAAAGCAGGCUAUCGCUCGGUUCCCACAGCUAGUGCGCCACCCGGCAGCGGUAACCCAGCACCCAACUACGGCAGGUCCAACCAUCCCGAAUUGUACGCCGGCGCCUAUUCGGGCUCCGGGGGAGGGGGGAGGUCCGCAGCCUACGAGAUGAGGCAUCACAACAAGGUGUGACGAUCCUAGAGAACUGACAACAAGGACGAGGAAUGGUCUCGAUAUCGUACCAUAAAUUGUUCUCUGUUCAAUGCCAAACUGUGAAACGAGCCGAUCCAGCCGAUACACCAAAAUGUCUCUCGUUCGUUCAAGAUCACAGAGAUAAAGAACUAGAAGAGUAAAUCAAAGGUGGAUCGUGUACAUUUUGAAAGUAUCGACGAUUGCCGAUCUGGAUGAAUGUUUUUAUUUCGAAUGGGGACACACUGGUUCGUAAUAUUUGUAAAUUGGUGAAGUGUGCUAAUUAUUAAUCAAUGGUGAUAUAUCGUUUUACGAAGCUGGAGGACAUCGGACGACGAAAUGAACCGUGCCGGAGGGACGUGAUAGAUCGUAAACUGACAAAUCGUUAGAUUCUAUUAUCGUACGAUUUUAUUGUAAUUCGUCUUUUUAAAUGUUUCCCGCAGAUUCCUCCGUGUGUUGCCAUCAAAUAUCCGUGUGUCGAUCAAAAAUGAAAAAAAAAAAAAGAAAGAAAUGAAAUCACAUGGGCUUUUCGAAUCGAACUAAUCCUGUCCACGAGACCCUUUUCGCGUGAACGGAAGUUUGUGGAGAAUUUUGUUUCUGUGAACAACGCUGGGAUUCGCACAGCAAAUCAAUUAUCACGAUAAAAUAUUGAACGAAGCGUAUUUUUGUCGUUCGAUAUAAGGAGCAUUUAUGGCCAAUGUUGCGUAGUAGUGUUUAUGCAUCGAUUUCCUCGUGAAAUCGAAUUCCGUGUACUUCGCUCUGGAUGGUGGGUUUUAUAGGUGACAUCGGUUCGUUAGAAGAAGAAGGGAAGUCCAUGGGGAGAGCGGAGAUGACAAUAUAUAUUUGGAAUAAGUGUUAGGAUGAUAAACGUAAUUCUUGAAAUGCUCCCACUGAACGUACCUUGGGUCUUUUAACUUUUAUGUAUGAACAAUAUACACAGUGGUGGCCAUAUACUUGCAUUGUUUAAAUACAAGUCAAUUUAACUCAAUUUUAUAUUAAUGAAAGGUGGAAGAAACUUAUUUUAUCCAGGACCAUAAAAGGAUACUAUAAGGAAUGUUCUAUAAAAGACAUAUAUUUAAGAAUACAUUAAAAAUAUUUUAUUUAAACUUUAAGGUUUACACUGAUAUUUUCUAUGUUAUUUUAAUAUUUUAUAUUUAAGCCUUCCCUUUUUUUAAAUUAUAGUAUAUCCAGGUAACAUGGAUCAAAAUAAUUUAUAUCUUAUAUUAAGAAUUAAUAACCAGGUUUCUUCCAUUCAUUAUCAUUGACCUCAAUAUCAUUAUUUUUUUUUUUUAAUAUUAUAUAAAUAUAUGACCACCGCUGUUGUUAUUCCGUUAGGUAUGAUUUUAAAAGGCAAGCUAUUUUUUGUUAUUCCAGAGUUCUUCCACAGGAAUACUUUUAUUCAUAGUUAACAUUUUAAUCAUUAACGUUUUAUUCUAAAGAUAGUUAAGAUCUAAUGCCAAAAUGUUUGAUACGAUUCUUUUUAACGGUACAUGUAAGUCGUAUUUUACGAAUGUUAUUUAGUUAAAAUUCUUUUAGUAUUUCCAAUUAUAUUACCACUUUCUAGAGCGAAGCACGCCUACCAUUACCAAACUAUUGCAGGUCAUUCAAUUGAUCUCUACCAUUAUAGCGUAAUAAUUAAUGAUACGUAAUAUUCUUAUACUAAUUUUUAUUAGCCAAUUUAAACGAGCAGAGCUAUGAGAGACUAUGAAUAACGGGAGGAAAAGUAAUAACACGAGAAAUUUCAUUAAUUUUUUUUUUUUAUAGCGAUAUUACAUUAACCGAUUAUUUCAACGAGAAUUAUAAUCGAUUAAUAUUGAUUCUAUUAUUAAUUAUGCUUAUUAUUAUUAUAUUAUUAUUAUUGCUAUUACUAUUAUUGAUUAGUUAUCUAUUGCAAAUGAUAAUUUAUAUCCGCUAUCGCGAAUGUUAUAAAUUAUAUUUAAAGACGGUUUUUAUCUUGCAAAUUAUCGGGGGCUGUACCGUAAAAGCGCUUCACAAUAUGCGCAUGGCGGACCAAAGACGAGCCCUUCUCUUCAAAUGUAAACAUGUUUUAAUAUAUACGUGGGCUCAAAAAACGCAGCAUACUCGUACACAGCUGCAUACUCGUAUAUACCAUCAGAGAAAAAAACGAUUCGUACGCAUUUAAUCCAUUGACGAUCAUUUUUGGUACACAUUAAUUAACUUCAGCCCGUGAUGGUUGGAUCGAUCGUGGUUCUGAUCUAUGAAAGGUUUACAAUAGUACUAUGAUAAAAAUUAUGGUUACCAAAUUUUCAACUCUUACGGUCGUCAGUGGAUCAAAUACCAUGUCAUACUUCAUUUAUCUCGAGACGCCAAAAUAUUACGUACGAUUGACUGAAUUUUUCUUUUUAACUCGUCCCUCGUCGAACCUUCUUGCGGAAACAUUCAUUUCUUUUUUAUCCGACAUGUUCCCAUUUUCUGGAUAAUAAUUCGAGGACGAAAAUGCUGCUGAUUUAUCGCGACUAUUAACUUCACAAUCUAACGUUCUUCUCCUUGUAUUUUUGAUAAUAACAUAAAGCUUGCCAAUUUCCUUUUUGGAAAAUUAGACAUAUUUUCUAUUUCUUCUGGUUCCAUAUUUGUUCGUAGGAGAUGUCAUUAAAUAAUUGUUCGAUGUUACGACAGAUAGCCAUACACACUCUUUAAACAGAGACAUAGAAUUUCGUUUUAGACACUGUCCCGGAAAUGAAACAGUUUUUCAAAUACAGAUAGGUAGAAUGGAACCAACGUUCGCAGGGAUGAAGAAUAAAAAGGUGUCUCUGCCAAAAUAAAAAAAAUAAAAAGAUCGCUGAAAAUACGAGUUUGCGGAUCGUGUGGAAAUGUACAAUAGUCGCAAUGUGAUUAUAAAAUGAAAAAAAGAAAGAUGUGGGUCAUGCGAGAUCCGAUGAUGGAGAGAAAGCGAGAAGAGGCAACAAAGAGAUGAUGAGAGAAAAGAGAACGGGCGUGCAAGAAUAAAAAAGAGAGAGUGUUAAACUGUGUACAUAUAUUGAUAUUAUAUAUAAAUAUAUAUAUAUAUAAACGAUAAUUAUAUAUCGAUAUGGGUACAUAUAUGUAUAUAUGUCUAUACAGAAUGGUCCAUGUAAGAUAUGUCUGAUUAUUUUUUGUAGCUCUGAUUAUACAAGGAAAGUUUCAUAUAUAAUAUAAUUAAAAUAUGAUUUCAAAAGGUAAAUAAGAAAGAUGAAAGGUUUUUAUAAAUGACAUUUUUUAUGCUAUAUGCUGUAACUGACUUGACUUUGCGAUGAAAGGUGAAAUUUUUUUUUCAUGUUAUUUCAAUGGGAGAAAGUUUCACAUUUAAUUACAAAUUUUAGAAUCUAAAGUUAUUUUAUGUAUUCGUAUAAAAAUACAUGGAUGGCCUUAAGAAAAAAAGGCAGGAAACAGUGGUGUUUAUAAAAUCAAUUCUCUCCUUUUUUAUUUGUCUUCUAAAAAUAUUUAAAUUACAUAUGAAACUUUUCUCGUACCAUCGUAGCUAUAGAAGAUAAUUAAAUGGCCCAUUUUAUGGGGCCCACCCUGUAUAUACGUACAAUCUUCUGCAACUUAGAUUUUCUUCAGGUAAAAAGAAAUGUAAGGGAAGAAAUGUCCCUAUUCUUAUCCAUAUUCUUCAUCUCUGAAGAUAGGAGGCUAUAAUUUAGGCUCUCCCUAGUCUCUCCCAAGAUUAAAAACUUCCUCUAAGUUUCUUCUUAACUAAAAAAAAAACCUACGUUGCAACUGAUUGUGCAUGUAUCCAUAUCCGUAUCCAUAACAAAUGGUAAAGUGAAUACAACAACAAAAAAUACUUGUUUUUAUAUCAAAUCUGUAUUAUAGCGAAAUAUUAUUCUGUAUUUUGUAAUCGGGACGGAGAUUAUAAGGAUGACGAACGAAUGCCUGUACGUGUGUGUAAUCGAGCCCUUAGCUUUUUAAGGUGACGACUUUUAACGACGAUCCAGCGUGAGAAACGGGUCGUUCGAUGUAGAUUAUAUAAGAAGUUUUGAAAUUUCUUGCGUAUAGAUGCAACGGGAUUCCAUUUUGGUUCCAUUCGUAAUCGCUCGUCCGAUCGUGGUGCGAUUUAGUUUAUCCUUUCUUUUUUUCUGAUAACAAUUCGAUAAAUUCAUGGAUGAUCCAUGAAUACAAUUUACUGCCAUUCGUAGUAGAGUAUAAGAAGAGAAAACCAGCUUGUCAAAACCAUAAAGUAAAUCAAUUCGUAUCUUGGUGGUAGGAUCAAACGAUAGACGGGGAAAAUAAUCGUAACUUCAUAGACUUUCCGGCAAGCUGAAUAUUAACUGCCAUUCGAACAAACAAAGAAAAAAUGAAUUUUGCGAUAAGUGACACGUUUGUUACGGAAACGAGUUCGUAAAUCAAUUCAUCCUUGCUUCCAUUUCACUGCCAUACAAACAAGAUUCAAACGACUGAAUAUGCGAUCAAAGAAGGAAGAAGAUAUUUGAAAUGAAAAAACAAAAAGCCUAAGACGAGCGUGGAAUGGGGCCAAUAGUACCUAGUUGAUGAAGAAGUCGCUUGCCCGUAUGAGAGGAGAAGCAUAACGAUUCAAUGAAACAAAUGUGUACGUUUCCACAUUCAUCAUUUGUCCCUACCCGAGAAAAGCCUCUAACUACGUAUGCUUAAGCUUAUUCGUUUUUCUGCGUCGUCUGGAUUAAGAUCGAGUUAUCGAUAACGGUGCGUUUCGUUGCACACAUUUCUUUGUGAUAAAACGAGUAAAACUCUUCGAUCGAUCGCGAUGAAGAAACAAAUUCGGAAUGACGUUCGUAGGAUUCAAAGGCAGAAGCUCUUUUUUAAGUACCUAUCUUAAUCCAGACCUUGCGUCGUCGUGACGCAAUGCACACUACUUUAUCACUUGUACAUAAUGUUAGGUGAGGAAGAAACAAAAAAAAAAAAGAAAUCGAAGAUUAUAUUUUUUCUAUCGAUCCAAAAAUGUGGUGACCUAUCAACAUCGUGCAUCCAAAAUUAGUUGUUGCACCCUCGAAUCACAAUUCUUCAGUUUCCUUGUCCGUUCCCGAUUUUGUUCUUUCCUUAGCCAUCUAAUAAAUCAUCUUCUUAAAUUGUGUUGGUUCUAUGUAAAGUGUUACUUGGAACAUCAUCAAAUCACCAAGUUGCCUUUACGUUUCGUACGUGCCGUAGUAUGUCGUUUAACUUCAUUCUUUCUUAUCAAUAUCUCUAACUCUCUCUCUCGAGCUCUACAGUUUUCAGUCAGUUUUUCAAUUAAUUUUUUAAUUAAGCAUGAUAACUGACCAAUCGCCUGAACGUAACUUCAGACCACCACUCUCUCUCUUUCCACACACACAUACACACACCCCUUAAAAAAGUGUCUCGGAACCGUGGCGAGUGUUUUAAGAAUAUUAUAAAUAAAAAGGAAUCUGAUUGUGAAUCUCUUGUGUUACGUUAAUGUGAUUAAAGAGAAAAACAAAAACAUUGUAAAGAACUAAAUAAAGCAUACAUUUUACAUU